ACCAAACAAUGACUAUUGAAACUUUUGAAAUACCGAGCUUCACGCCCGAACAGCGACAGAAGCUGGAUGAAAAGCUCAGCGAUAUCAUCUAUCCGCAUGAAUUCGAAAAAAAUGUCGGGUGGACGUAUGGUGCUCCAAGAUGGGCCGUUGAACCUAUGGUAAAUGCAUGGCGCAACGAAUUUGAUUGGGAAGAGUCAAGGAAGGAGAUGGCCCGCUGGCACCACCUCAAGGUAAACAUUGAUGGCGUUCGGAUCCACUGUGUGAAUGAAACUUCACAACAGCCUGGAGCUAUUCCCAUUAUGCUUCUACACGGGUGGCCUUCAACGUUCUAUGAAUACCACAAAGUCAUUGACCCGCUCAGAGAUGGUGCUGAAGGUGCACAGGCAUAUCAUGUCGUGGUUCCUAGCUUGCCCGGAUAUGGAUUCUCGGAUCCUACGCCUACACCUGGAUGGGGAGUUGCAAAAUGUGCGGAGACGUUGCAUAAGUUGAUGCUGGAGUUGGGGUACAGCAAGUACGUUGUUCAUGGAACGGACUGGGGUGCCGUCCUUGGAAUGCAUAUUGCUACCAAUUAUACUGCCAACUGCAAAGCUUAUCAUACAAAUUUUAUGUUGGUCAUGCCUCCCAUACCCACUCUUAGCAACAUCGUAACGCAGCCAGUGCGAGUGGCAAAGUUUUUGGCCUGUAUGCUUCUUGGUGGCGAUGCGAUUUACGGAAAAGACAAACUCAGAGUGCUCGGCCGCUCAUUUGCGGAUAUCGACCGCGAUCGUGACUCAGGUUACCGUGCUAUCCAAGGGACGAAACCUUAUAGUCUCUCCUAUGGUUUGAGUGACAGCCCUGUUGGCCUAUUAGCUUGGUUAUUGGAAAAAUAUCAUAACUGGACUACUCAUACUGGCGACAAGGAGUCGUCAGUGUUACCACCCACCAUCGAUGUCAAAGAAUUUUUGACUCAGGUCACCAUCUACUGGUUGACAAACAGUAUUUCCUCAUCAAUGCGACUCUAUUACGAACGACUUGUUGAGCCAAACAUGGACAGAGCUUUUUCCACCAAAGUGACAAUUCCAACUGCUGUUUCUUCGUUCCCAGAUGAGGUGUCCAAGAUGCCUAGAGAGUGGGUUGAUUCACAGGUCAACUUGGUCCAAUAUGAAGAACAUCCUAGCGGAGGGCACUUUGCUGCUUUGGAAGAGCCACAGCUACUGACCCAUGACAUCCAACGAUUUGGCAAGAAGAUUUCGGCCGAUUUGCAAUAACCAUGUAUUAACCACAAUGCAACAAAAACAGACAAUUGAGUUUCAGUGGUUCAUCAGAUGUCUUAGGAAGCAUGAUUUAUUCAAGUAAAUAAAAGUGGUAUAUAUCUCUGUCAACUCUUCAAGCUGUGACAGCAUGUAUAUGCAAACGCAUACACUAUUCCACAAUUCGAUUUCGUAGAAAUUCCAUAAUCGACUCCGUACCAGCUACAAGAGUAGCACGUCGAGGCACACGGAAGCUAAGAGAAAUUCAAGUCC
Molecule: messenger RNA, 1502 nt
Organism: Umbelopsis ramanniana AG
Lineage: Eukaryota; Fungi; Mucoromycota; Umbelopsidomycetes; Umbelopsidales; Umbelopsidaceae
Exons: 6
Coding region: 9-1247 (412 amino acids)
Biological process (GO): epoxide metabolic process
Molecular function (GO): epoxide hydrolase activity
Source: RefSeq, a predicted model, not a curated record